Molecule: messenger RNA, 1901 nt
Organism: Cynara cardunculus var. scolymus (artichoke)
Lineage: Eukaryota; Viridiplantae; Streptophyta; Magnoliopsida; Asterales; Asteraceae
Exons: 8
Coding region: 122-1744 (540 amino acids)
Molecular function (GO): zinc ion binding
Source: RefSeq, a predicted model, not a curated record
GUUUGCGUCUCUGUUUCUCCAUAAUUUUUCCACCAUCACCGCUUCUCAUAUCUAUGCAUAUGUAUAUACAUACACAUGUACAUAUAAAAACAUUCACUUAUUGAAGCCAAAUCAUUCAGCAAUGGCUACAGCGAGUGCUGAUCAUAAAGAAGCUCUCAAUAGUGAUCUUCCACCUCCUUUGAGUCAUAAGGUUGGUCAAACAAGUGAAAUGAGUGAAGAUGCCACAAACUGCGAAAUAACUGAAAUCACUACAGGUGAUCAACAUUCAAAGCCACAACACCUGGUGUUGGAGAUACCAGAAAGAACCUUUGAUAACUUUGCAAAAGAUGACGUGAAGAUGAACAUGCCAUCAACACCACAACAAACUCCAAAAAGAGUCAACUUUUCUCCAUUGCGUAGCCCUACUUAUGCGUAUGCCAGAUUUAACGAACCAUCAAGUCCUAAAGGUAAAUCAUCCAUCAAAAGCCUCAUUCCUAAAUUGAGCUUCAAAUUUAGGAACAGAACUUCAGAUAUUGAGAAGGCUGCAAUCCAAGCCCUUGGAGGCUCACCAUCAGAGAUGAGAAGGAACACUAAAAUGUCUAGAACUUUAUCUCUUACAAAACUAUUUGCAUCCAGAACGAAAAGAACAUCAUCUUUACCCGUAACUCCUAUUGCUCACUCGAAUCCAGAGUCUAUGCAUGGAAGAAACACCAUGGAAAAAGGUUGGAUCCAACGCCCAAUGCAUCGUUCGCAUUCUGUUCCUGUUUUGAUUAAAGAUGGAAGCAUAGGGGAAAUAGAGUCUGUAGGUGGUGUAUUUCGGAUAGUUCCAACUACUCCAAAAGUCGUACAAGGAACUGAUCCCACCCUAAAUGUGAAUCCUACAGUCGAAGCUGAUGGAAAUCAUCAUCAGAAAGAGGGUGAGGAUAUUGCAGAAGAAGAAGCUGUCUGCAGAAUCUGUAUGGUGGAACUGCGGGAAGGUGCUGAUGAUACCCUUAAAAUGGAAUGCAACUGCAGAGGAGAGCUUGCCCUAGCCCAUCAAGAAUGUGCCAUAAAGUGGUUUAGCAUCAAAGGAAACAAAACUUGUGAGGUUUGCAAGCAAGAAGUUAAGAACCUACCUGUUACUCUUUUACGAAUUCAGAGAUCUCAAAGCCGUGUUAUGCGUGCAAAUGGAGCUAUGCAUCAGUAUGAAGUUCCUCGAUACAGGGUGUGGCAGGAUGUACCUGUUCUUGUGAUUGUGAGCAUGCUUGCUUACUUUUGUUUCUUGGAGCAACUUUUGGUAACAAAAAUGGGUUCUGGUGCAAUUGCUAUAUCUCUGCCUUUUUCUUGCAUAUUGGGUCUCCUUGCAUCAAUGACAUCAACAACAAUGGUGAAGAGACGGUAUGCAUGGAUUUACGCAUUCAUCCAGUUCGCUCUAGUGGUUGGCUUUGCACAUGUUUUCUACUCAACGCUUCAUGUGCAAGGGGUUCUAUCAGUUUUGCUUGCUACAUUUGCUGGUUUCGGUGGUGCAAUGUGUGCAACUUCGAUCAUUUAUGAAUUCUUGAAAUGGAGGAGAAGUUGGCAUGACCGGUCAAACCAGCCUCAGGGGACCCCAGAAACCAGACAGCCUCAAGAAUCUUCAGAACCAGCUGAUGUACCACAAGACCAGCUUCACCAGCAAGAUGGUUCAAUGGAGGCAAUACAGCCUCAGCAGCCUACAGAAACUGGCCAUGCACCUGACCUUCAAAGAGAUCAAGCCAGAGCCUCGGAUCAACAAUCUGGAACGUAACGGGUUCGCUUGUUUCUGCACAAGCUCCUUAAGUUAGAAAAUUUGUAGUCAUUGUUGCUUAUUUAUGACCAAAAGCUGAGAUUGUAUAGAAUCCCAUUACUUGGCAUAUUCUAAGGAUAUCUUGAGUAUUGGUUCAAUGGAGUCUGCAUUUUAAGAA